CAAACGUUGCUGUAGUCUUGUCGUGAGUGGAUUGUGUUAUUUGUUAAGGAAAGCAUUUUUGUUAAGUGUCCUGAAUUAAAAUUGUCUGAGAAGAAAAAAGAAAAUAAAAUCUUACACCUUUGGAUUACCUAAAUGAAAAAAACGAACCCUUUCUUUUGUGUAAUAGUUGAUUGCAAAAUCUCGGCUUUUGUGCCCUAAAGAAAAGAAUAUUCACCAGAAAAGAUUCAUAGACUCGAGUCUUGAAUAGAACAAAAAGUUUUAGUUUUUCUGAAUUGACAUAGAUUUUCAACCCUCAUAUCGUUCGCAUACGUUUUUGUAUACCUACCUAACAGAGAGUGAACAUAGAGAAAAAAGGGGGAACUAGAAAAAUCGAUUUUUCAAGAAGUUGUGCAAAAGAUAUUUGUGCACAGACCAGAAAAAAAAGUUAAACAGUAAAAGAAGUUAAUUUAAUAAAAGAAACUAUUCAAUGAAUAAUAAUAAAAAUAGUUAUUCAAAAUAUAAUUUUCAAAAAAGGACCCACCUUAAUCGCAUUUUAUAAAAUUAUAUAUAAAAAUAUAUAUAUGAGACAAAAGCAUUUACAUAAUCUUAUAACGAAUUUAUAUUUCAAAAAAUAACAAAAGAACUCAAUAGAAAUAAACAAAAAUAAUUUAUCAAAUAGUAAAACUGCCAGAAUCUUAAAUUUUGGACCAUAGCUCAAUAAUUUUCACAAGUUAAACUUUAAAAAACUUUACAUUAAUUGUAAAUAAAUACAAAAAAAGACUUAUUAAGUGAAGAACAAAAAUCUUUACCCAACACCAAACCCCCAUCCCCCUUCAAAGUGUGUGUAGAAUAAUUUAAAUUUAACAAAGUUAUUAAAAAAAUCACAACAACGGAGUCAUUACUUAAAAACCACUUUAACGUAGACGUCCAGGACGAACCUACAAGACUUAAAGGGCGUGUUCUGCUGAAGAAGAUAUCGCCGCAUCGGUAACCCUUAAUCCAGACGAACGUUUGCAAUAUAACGUUUACCGUUUAACAAUAAAAACAACAACAACAACAAAAUUAUACAAUACAAAAUUAUUAAAUAACCAAAAUUUUCAAUGUCUAUAAAAAAGUAAAAUUCACACACGCAAAAGAAAAUAUCUCCAUUGUUCAAAAAUAAAUAAAGUAUAUAAAUUGCAUUUACUAUAAAUAUACCCAAAAACAAAAAGGACACAAACACGUAGAAGAUAUAAAAAUGGAUACAAUAAUACUUAGUAAUAGUUUAAUUUUAGAAAAUUAAUAUACACAAUAAUCUAUAAUAUAUAUUAAUAUAGAAUAUAUAAAAAUCCUGCCAAGUUGAAAGGCACCCUUUUCCUUUGUUAAUCCCUAAAAUUUGUAUAAGGACAUUAGAUAAAGGAUACCAAAACGUAAAUUGUUGCAUUUAAACUUUAAACUGAAAACCAAAAAAACAAUAUUUAAUAUUUAACGAGAAAUAAUAAAAAAAAAACACAUCACUGCAUUUAAUAAAACAAAAGAAAAAAAAAAGAAAGAAAAACAAAUUCAUCAUCUCUACCAAGUGUCGUUUUUCAAACGAUGGAAAAAUCUGAAAAAUUUUCAGACUAUUUAUUCGCUAAAAUGGGUCCACCACAUGGAACAACCGUCAACGGUACUCAAAUGCCACCGAAAACAACCGAACGCAGUGAGGCACCAAUCGAGUUGACUGGUUACAAGAAGUGGUUGCAUGAGAAUAUGAUGCUGCUGGUAACACUGUCUGGCGUAUUGUUGGGUGUUUCCUUAGGAUUCAGCUUGCGACCACUAAAACUUCAUGCCGACUCCAUCAUGCUCAUCUCAUAUCCCGGGGAGCUGUUUAUGCGGGUUCUUAAGCUAAUGAUACUUCCUCUUGUCAUAUCGAGUCUAAUAGCUGGUUCGGCCAGUCUAAACGCUCGUAUGAAUGGAAAGAUCGCCUUAAGGACUUUGGUGUACUUUGCAGCAACAUCGUUCUUCAAUGCACUCCUCGGCAUAGGACUAGUUAUGCUCAUUCAUCCAGGUGAUCCGGGAAUGCAUAAUAAUGCUGAUCGCUCUGCCGACAAUAAGGCAGCCAAUCUCUUGGACAGUCUCUUGGAUUUGGGAAGAAAUGUUUUUCCGGAUAAUUUAUUCCAAGCUGCGUUCCAACAAGCUCACACCGUGUAUGUCCCAAAACCAUCAAUACAUCAAAGCUUCAAUGAAACCCUUAAUGAGACCUCCACCGAUAUGGCCGAUGAAAAUGCUGGCGAUCAAUCUGGCAAUGGUGAAGUAGAACUCAUUCGAGUUGUACAAUAUCGAACUGGUACCAAUACACUGGGCAUUGUAUUCUUCUGUUUGGUUUUUGGAACCCUGCUGGGUACGAUCGGCAGCAAGGGCCAAGUUGUGAUAGAUUUCUUUUCGGCUGUUUUUGAGGUUGUGAUGAAGAUGGUCACCUGCGUGAUGUGGCUAACGCCAAUUGGCAUCAGUUCGGUGAUUGCUGGGAAAAUUCUUGGAGUGAGCGAUCUUAAUUUGGUGAUGGCCCAACUCAUGUGGUUUAUCAUAACUGUGGCAAUUGGUGUCUUCCUCUAUCAGUUUAUUAUAAUGCAACUUAUCUAUUUUGUAUUCUUGCGUCGGAAUCCGUUCAAGUUCUACUGUGGACUCAUUCAAGCGAUGCUAACCGCAUUUGCAACAGCAUCAACUGCUGCAGCUUUACCCAUUACAUUCCGUUGUAUGAAUGACAAAUUGCAUGUAGAUCAAAGGAUAACUCGGUUUGUCCUUCCGAUUGGGUGCAACAUCAACAUGGAUGGCACAGCACUGUUUAUAUCCAUUGCCUCGAUAUUUAUAGCUCAGAUGAGUGGAAUGACUUUGGGCUUUGGGGAAUUGGUGACGGUCCUCUUGACUGCAACUGCUGCUUCGAUGAGCUCGGCAAGUGUUCCCAGUGCUGCAUUAGUUUUGUUGUUGGUUGUGCUAUCGGCUAUUGAUGCUCCAGUUCAAGAUGUUACCUUGUUGUUUGCUGUCGAUUGGUUUGUUGAUCGCAUGCGAACUACAAACAAUAUGCUUGGGGACUGCUAUGCUGCUGCUGUUGUUGAAGAGCUCUCGAAAAAAGAAUUAAUGGCUUUGGAUGCAGCUGUUCUCUACCAGGAACUACCAGUUACUAACGGACACAUCAUUUUGGAUGGACAAACUGAUUUAGAUAGAAAAUGUUCGUUACCUGAUUCUGUUAUUGUCGACAUGAAUAAUGUCAUGAAUUCUGUUAAUUUACAUAGUGGUUUAACUAAUAAUAAAAGAGUUUAGACGUUUCAAAAGACCAAAAUACUCACAAACAUUAGAACUUAACCACUUUAUCACUAUCCCGAAUUUCUUUUAGAAACUAGCACUAUUCACACAUUUUCAAUUUUAUAAUACCUAGACCUACAUACCUUAUAUAAUUUUAAAGUGCUUUUCAUCUUAACUAUACUAUUAGUACUCUAAAAAUCCAUUUUAUGUAUUGUUUAUAAUUUUACUUUUUUUUUGUACUAUGUAUGCCAUAAAAACAACAACAAAAAAACAUAAAUUAAAGUUAAAUUAUCCAAUAAAUAAAGUAGAAAGGCAUAAAGUAAGAAAUAAAAUUAAAUGUCUUUAAGCAAACACAAAAGAAAAUAGAAUCCAGUGAACUUUUUUAAAUUUUGAACAACAACAUGAGAUGGAUGUCAAUUUUUCACAAUUUAUCACAUCAAAAUUUAGUGUUUUUAUCCUAAUUUUUUGUUUAUCGUAAAAAGUAUUGUUCACUUUAAAAAAUGAAUGUUAGAACGAAUUAAAACAAAAAAAGAACAAAUUAAAAUAGAAACCACAUGUGAUUAUACUUUAGAAGAUAAUAAGAGUUUACGUAAUAAUAAUGUAUAAAUAAAUAAAAUAUAUAAUUUAUUGAAAUUUUUACAAAAAAAAAAACAAAAAAUAUUUCAAUAACAUUUUAUUUUAAUACAUACUUUAAUUAUUUAAUACUUCAAAUUAAAAAAAAUGAAUUGAUUUUGCUUUUUAUUUUAAUUUUAUUAUUUUUAUAAUUUAGUUCGUUUUUAUUUUUUUAUUUUUCAACUAUAUUGUAGUUUAAAUUUAAGUUUAAAAAAUAUGAAGAACAAAGUAUGAACCAAAAGUAUUUUUAUAUGUAAAAAGCAAUGAUAAAAUCGUAUGUGAUGUUAAAACUGAUUUUUUUUUUACCAAAAUAAACUAAAAAACAAAUGGAAAUCAAACUACAUUAUGUAUAAAAUAAAACCAAAAAUAAUAAUAAUAAAAAAAAUACAAACGAAAAUGAAAAUUUUAUAUAUAUUAUCCAGAAAACAAAACAACAACAAAUGCCUUUUUAUUGUGUGUUUUAUAACAACAAAACAAAAACAUAGUUUUGAUUUCUUAUUUUGAGUGAAAUUAUCGUUUUUCAUAAGAAAAUUUGAAGACAAAAAUAUCAAGAAAUUAAAUAAAAGCCUGACACAAUUAUUUAAUCAUAUA
Eupeodes corollae is the source of this 4443-nucleotide messenger RNA. It is a transcript of the gene Eaat2, whose product is annotated as excitatory amino acid transporter. Gene Ontology annotation, cellular component: plasma membrane. The record is from RefSeq and is a predicted model, not a curated record. The transcript has 6 exons. Gene Ontology annotation, biological process: L-glutamate transmembrane transport. Lineage: Eukaryota; Metazoa; Arthropoda; Insecta; Diptera; Syrphidae. Gene Ontology annotation, molecular function: neutral L-amino acid transmembrane transporter activity; L-glutamate transmembrane transporter activity; glutamate:sodium symporter activity. The coding region runs from base 1555 to 3258 and encodes 567 amino acids.